ACCUCCCAGAACCCACCAUAGCCACGCAUCCCCCCCUCCGACCGCCACAAUGGAUAUGUUAACCGCCGCCGAGCAGCGCACUCUUGAGCAGCGCAUGCAGAAGCGACAAGUCAAGGAGUUUAUGGGCGCUUUCGGUGGUCUCGUUGAGCACUGCUUCAUGUCCUGCGUCGACGACUUCACCUCCAAGGCCAUCUCAUCCCGGGAGAGCGGCUGCAUCAACCGCUGCGUUCAAAAGUGGAUGGCCUCCCAGCAGCGCAUUAGCGACCGCUUCCAGGAGCACAACGCCCAGCUUACGGCCCAGAUGAACAAGUAAACCGGCAAAAAGAACGACGGUCGAGCAUGGACGAGGGAGGGGACUUUUUAAAGAAUUGACGUGUGUAUGACUAUGGAUCGACUGGGGGAAAAGAUGCAGGAAAACUCUGGCUGCGGCUGACUAUAUGGUGUCGGAUGUCUAAACCAAGCGAUUUUUCCAUGAUGCCAGAGGGAGGACGCUACCAUCUAGAGAAUGGUGAGCCAACGCAUGGCAUGCUCUUGUCGCACCAACACCGAGCUGUACUUGUAUAUUAUCCUGGGUUAUAGAAAGGAGAUGUUCCUCCUCGCUCGGGUUGGGAAUCAAUAACCCCGUUUCUACUCAGCUAAC
Messenger RNA from Fusarium vanettenii 77-13-4, 640 nucleotides. RefSeq lists its product as uncharacterized. Lineage: Eukaryota; Fungi; Ascomycota; Sordariomycetes; Hypocreales; Nectriaceae. The coding region runs from base 50 to 313 and encodes 87 amino acids. The record is from RefSeq and is a predicted model, not a curated record. The transcript has 3 exons.